UAGUUGCCGUACAAAAUCCUCUGCAGCUCUCCCCAUCAUUUAUGGAACAAAACGCGCCUCACAAAAUAAUUAUUUCUCCAAUUAGUACUGCACAUACCGAAACCUCGAUGCAGUACGCACAUUGGUACUUCACUUCAAGUAAUACAUCGUAAAAAAAAAUCAGACCUAGAUAAACUUGCCUCGAGUGGCCUCCAGCCACAUUGAACCUUCUCCGUUUGAGUUUAGCUGAUUUAGCAUAGCUUGCUAGCCGCAAACCGACGCUUUCGCUCACGAAGCAGAAAUCAAGUGUGAAUUUGAAUAGUGAUUGACUGCGAAAAUGUGUAAAGUGGAAAUGCUCAGAGCGUUGCUGAAUGCCCGACUCAGUGCGGCGGUGGAAGAAAUAUUUGCUGUGUUUGAAAGGACGAUAGCAGAGUACGAGGCGGAACUUUGUCGAACCAAAGAGGAGAACGAGCGACAACGGCGACUACUAGACGCUGUUUUUAUGCCUCACGCUGAUCCGCACAGACCAGGUGCCAGUGAAGAAUAUGUUCCACCUAAACUGCAAGUGCCAGAGUCUCCUCGUGAUAAACAGGAAAAUAUGCCAGCACUUGUUCUUGUUAAAGAAGAAGAGAAUCCGGAGAUGCUCCACGUUAAAGAGGAAGACGAAGAGGCCGAUAUCUUCAAGUUCCCAUUUCCCGGCAUCCCUUUGAAGAGUGAAAAUGAAGGCGCGGGUCGGCGUGGGGAGGCCAGACGGGCUGAGCCUCCGACCAGCAGCUCAAGUCAACGCGUUGCAGUAGAAGGUGCUGGAGACCGUCGUGGAGGAUCACAGGCGGAGAGCCUGUUAGCUCCACUAUCAGACAGCGACGAAAUAACGUCACAGUCUUCUGGCACUGAUGCUGACGAUGAGCACUCCAAAGGUGAUAGGACAGGUCACGCUGACAACAAGCGUGUGAAAUGUUCUCAAUGCGACAAUACUUUUUUCAACAAGUCCUCACUGAAAAGACACAUUACCACUCACACCGGAGAAAAACCUUUUGCGUGUUCCGUUUGUGGGAAAAGAUUCCGGAUAAAGGGAGAUUUAAGAAUACACACAAGAAUACACACCGGAGAGAGACCUUUUGCCUGUUCCAUUUGUGGCAAAGGCUUCACUCAGAAAGGACAUUUAAGAUCCCACAUUAGAACACACACCGGAGAGAAACCUUUUGCCUGUUCAUUCUGCAACUUAAGUUUCAGUCAACGUUCGUCAUUAGUCCCACACAUGAGAACGCACACUGGGGAGAAACCUUACUCCUGCUCAGUGUGUGGUAAAAGUUUCUCUCUCCAUGUCAAUUUGGUCAGACACAGAAGAACACACGCUGGCGAGAAAGUAGUGAGUUGCAGCAUGUGUGAAGAACAUUUCUCGAGCGAGUCGGAGAGGAACAAACACGUGUGUGCUGAUGAGAAGUGACGAAUUCAUCACAAAAUCUCAAAUUUUCAUCUUUGUUUUAAUUGAUUGCCACU
This is a messenger RNA of Hippocampus zosterae (dwarf seahorse), 1479 nucleotides long. RefSeq names its product zinc finger protein 771-like. Bases 317 to 1426 code for a protein of 369 amino acids. The transcript is spliced from 2 exons. The record is from RefSeq and is a predicted model, not a curated record. Gene Ontology annotation, molecular function: RNA polymerase II cis-regulatory region sequence-specific DNA binding; DNA-binding transcription factor activity, RNA polymerase II-specific. NCBI's taxonomy places the organism in Eukaryota, Metazoa, Chordata, Actinopteri, Syngnathiformes, Syngnathidae. Gene Ontology annotation, biological process: regulation of transcription by RNA polymerase II.